AAAGCUAAGUUUUCCUUUUACUUUCGAAAGUUUAUUUGACCUAGGUCAUGGAAGGAGAUGGGGGAAGCGACACUGAAAAGAAAUCUGAUUUCUUCAUGGAAGGCGAUGUAGCUGGAACCACUGAGGCCAAUACAAGGAAGAGGAAAUCAGAUUCUGACAUUGAAGCUACCUUUCAUACUUUUCAAGGUAUUCAUGGAGCUGGAGGUGAAAAAAAAAAUAAGAAGACAAAGAAAUCAACUUCUGGAAAAGCCAUUGAUGUAACAUCUCAUGUGAAAUUGAUGGAAGGUGAUCCUAACUAUCCCAAGGAUGUCCCAAGCGGAUCUAAGCAUUACGAGAAGUUUUGGACUAAGGAACUCAGAGAGGUCAUGAACCAAGGAACUAGGCGAACCUGCUGGACCGUGGCAUCAACAAGAGGUUUAUCAGCUCGGCUUCUUGUUGAAAAGAAAGUCGGUUCUCUCAAGCACAUGUCAGCCCUUCAUCUGUUGGUUGGUCUUUUUGACAAGACUGAUAAAAAAGGAGGGCUUAGAAACUUGGGUCACUUGAAGAAGUUUCUUGAAGAAAAUGGUGCAGUUUUGGAGAAAGAUUGCAAGUGUGUAGAUCCAUUCUCUGAAAUGAAGAAGAAAAGGACUGACGAUAAAUCAAAGAUUACUAAACCAAUUCUGUGCACCGACAAACACGGCCAGCCUAAAUGUGUCUUCAGGGUUAAAGAACUGAUCGUGUUAGAGGAUGUGGUUGAGAAAGAUCUUAUCGUCAUGCUCAACAAAGGUCCCGUGGCGAUUUCUAUCAUUAACACCCUGGAAUUUGUAGCAUUUAAAGGGUCCGGUGUUUACGAAGGUCGUCUCAUGGGUGGUAGAAGCACUGAUAUUGACUACCACAUGCUUUUGUGUUAUGGAUACGGAACCACCAAUACCGGAGUACACUACUGGAAAGUCCAGAACUCAGCAGGACUUAGUUGGGGAGAGAACGGCGUCGGAAAGAUAAUCCGAGAAGUUAGCCGCGGUGGAAGACCAUCCCUGAUCGAAUAUGUCAUUUACCCUGUGCUCCUUGAUGAGUACGAGGAUGAGGAUUAGACACGUACCACUUUUGUUUCUCUCGACGAGAGACACGUACCACUUCUCAAGACUAAAACGCUAAAGAGAUAUUCUUAGAGGAUGAGAAUGUUUUGUUUGUUUUUUCUUUUUGGGUUUUCUACUUUGAUCUACGUACGUUAGUCAUCUCCAUAUUAGACCAAAUGUUUUUAUUAAAAUUAUGAACCAUCUCCU
Molecule: messenger RNA, 1262 nt
Organism: Thlaspi arvense
Lineage: Eukaryota; Viridiplantae; Streptophyta; Magnoliopsida; Brassicales; Brassicaceae
Source: the annotation of a GenBank genome assembly